AUGUUGCUAUCAUUGGCCAGACGAUGCUGCAGGUACGUGAGGACUGUUGCGAAAUGCUCAAUGCGCAGUGACCAUGGAAGUAGCAAGCCCCUCUUUGCUUUCUAUUGUAGUACUUUCCAUAGCGAAGCCACGAAGGACGGGAAGGGUACAAAACCCUACUUCGACUAUGAUGAGGACUGCAAGUUGCUGGAGAGGCUUCAAAGGGAAGAACUGGAUGUGGACGACCAGAGGGACGCUUUGAAGAUUAAGAAGAAGUACCUAAAACUGCUCCAAAUGUACCACCCAGACACAUACAUAAAUGAGAAGAACGAACAAAGAAAAAAGCAGAAGGAAGAAAUAUUUCUGCAAAUUUAUAGGCACUACAAGAAUUUCACCCAGCAGUAUGAUCACCUGUACAAGUCAGAUUUCACUGAUGAAUCUGUGUUGGAAAGUGAACAGGAGAGAGAUGAAAGACUCGAGCGGUACAAGCGCUACUCUGAAGGGAAGAGGAACGACAUGUCUCACUUUCACAAGAACGUGGAGAUCUACAUACUAGUCAUCAUUUUAGUGACCUUUGGAGGGGUCCUCCUAGUGUGUGUCUACCUACCCUUUGACGUGAAUACCUUGAGGGAAGAGCUAUGCGACAUCGCGGACAGCGGAGAAAGCGCCCAGGUGGUCCCCUGCUUUUACAACCCUGUCAUGAAGCGAUACGAGUAUCUGUCUCCAGGAUAUUCCCCCCCGCACCCGCACCAGUUGUACUACUUUUACAAAAAUAACUUCCCAGAGCUCUUCGUGGACGAUGAUCUGUUGAAGCUAAGUCGUUUCGAAGUUGUCCAGUUGCCAAAAAAUCGAGCGAAGAAAUGCAGACUAGUGUGCGACAUGAAGACAAGCGAACUAAUUUUUUUAAAAAAAACAAAACAAGCAGGGUGA
Plasmodium knowlesi strain H is the source of this 909-nucleotide messenger RNA. RefSeq lists its product as uncharacterized. The transcript has 6 exons. Lineage: Eukaryota; Apicomplexa; Aconoidasida; Haemosporida; Plasmodiidae. The record is from RefSeq and is a predicted model, not a curated record. The coding region runs from base 1 to 909 and encodes 302 amino acids.